This is a messenger RNA of Solea senegalensis (Senegalese sole), 2069 nucleotides long. RefSeq names its product LHFPL tetraspan subfamily member 2a protein. The record is from RefSeq and is a predicted model, not a curated record. Gene Ontology annotation, cellular component: membrane. NCBI's taxonomy places the organism in Eukaryota, Metazoa, Chordata, Actinopteri, Pleuronectiformes, Soleidae. The transcript has 3 exons. Bases 402 to 1079 code for a protein of 225 amino acids.
CUGAGAGAGGCAUUUGAGUGUGAGUGAGCAGCGGAGGAGAGUCGAGGCAGAGAAGUCACAUCUCCAGGAGAGCUGGACGAUCCACCGGGCCAAUGGAGACAGGUGUGUCUGAUGUGACGCCAGCGGGCUGGCUCAGGGAGAAGAGCUUCAGUACAAUGUAGACACCUACAAAGAGAAAGGAAAUAAGACGAGUAAGGACAGCGAGACGACACGAGGAGGGCGAGCUCAGGGGAGGAGGAAGAUCAACAGCCGUGGCGAAAAAGGACACCAGCGGAAGAUAAGACGUCAGAAGAGCAGUGUCAAUCAUUGACGUGAUCCGUCUGUGUGCGGCAGUGUCGUCUGGAUCCCACGUCCCCGGACGGCGUCUCGUAGAGGACAGAGAACUCCGGGCCAGCGUCAGCAUGUGCCAUGUGAUUGUCACCUGCCGCUCCAUGCUAUGGACUCUGCUGAGCAUCGUGGCGGCGUUUGGCGAGCUCAUCGCCUUCAUGAGCACUGACUGGCUGGUGGGAUUCCCCCGCACCCCCGACGCCGUCUUCGGCCCCCAUGGGGCCACCACCGCCGGGGAGGCCUACAGGCCCACUUUAGGCAUCUACGGCCGCUGUAUAAAACUGCCCCACCUGCACCGCGGGAUCCUGUGCGGGCCGUACGCCGUGCACUUUGGGGAGAUUGCCAGCGGGUUCUGGCAGGCCACUUCCAUCUUUUUGGCCACAGGGAUCCUGCUGCUGUGCGCCGUGGCGUUCAUCUCGGUCUUCACGAUGUGCUUCCAGAGCAUCAUGAAGAAGAGCAUCUUCAACGUGUGCGGAUUGCUGCAAGGGAUCGCAGGUCUGUUUCUGAUCCUGGGUCUGAUGCUGUAUCCCGCUGGCUGGGGUUCAGACAAGGUGCAGCUGUACUGCGGCCCCGACGCGGCGCCGUACCGCGCCGGGCUCUGCUCCAUGGGCUGGGCCUUCUACACGGCCAUGGGCGGCACCGUGCUCACCUUCGUCUGCGCCGUCUUCUCUGCGCAGGCGGAGAUCGCCACCUCCAGCGACAAGGUCCAGGAGGAGAUCGAGGAGGGGAAGAGCCUGAUCUGCCUCCUCUGAGGCCUCAGAUACUGAAGAAGAAGAAGAAGAAGAAGAAGAAAAGAGGCCAGUAACCAUCAACGCUGCCUCUCGUGUCUUUUCCCACGAGGGCCCAGCUUGUGAAAUGGAGGCCCCAGAAUUUGUUUACCACUAAAACUGACUCUCAUUGUGUUUUUUUUUGUGUGUUUUUAACGUGGGAGAAAUCUUCAAGUGCCAAGUUUUUAUUUUUUUUUGUUUUUUUAAUUUCCUUAGUGUGUGUUUUUGUCUUUCUGCCACUAGAGGUGCUGUGUAUGUUAUUGUAUUCCUGUGUAGCCAUGUGGUCUCUGGCUCUGUCCGGUCACCACAUGUCCUGUAAAUAAGUGUGAUUAUAUAUAUAUUUUGUACAUAGUUAUGAUCACAGAAUGAUGGUUGAUGGCUGAUGAAGUCACUCUUGCCUUAGGAAAAGAAAAAGGAACCGCACACACACACACACACACACACACACGCUGGUGUCACUGUCGCCAGACCUCGACCUUGUCUGCCACGUGUGAGUAUUAAGCUCGACAAGGGAACCACUACACAGUCAGAAUAAACUACUCGGUCGUCAGCUCAGUGUGGACGUCCUUUUAGAAGCUUCCAGAAUGUACUGUCAUAGGGAGGAUGUGUGUGUUUGCAGAGACCCUUGAAAUGUAUCAGCCAAACACAGACUGCACAGUGAUGAUGAUGAUGAUGAUGAUUGUCCACGCGUUUCGUUUGCCCUUUUUUUUCUUUGAAAAGGAAAGUUGAAGCGAAGCGGGCGCGAUUCUCGUCCCCAAGCUGAGAGCGAUGACCUGUGAAGGGGUCGUCGUCGCGGUCGUCGCCGUGGUCGUCGUCGGGCAGAACUCCCGCAGUCGCUGCACAUGGACGCAUAGAUGAAGUAUUGCUGUCACGAGUCAACGUCUGGUUUCAGGGAGUCUGUGUGGAGUCGUAGAUGUAGUGUCCGAUCAUGUUCUCGUUUGUUUUCUGCCAAAUGAAUAAAGAGAAAACAUCCCA